AUGGCGCUCAAGUUUCUGAACAAGAAGGGAUGGCACACGGGCAGCCUCCGAAACGUCGAGAACGUGUGGAAAGCCGAGCAAAAGCACGAAGCCGAGCAGAGAAAGCUCGAAGAACUCCGUAAGCAGAUCCACGAGGAACGAGAGAGAGCCGAGUUUCGUCAGCUCCAAGAACAAGCCGGCCUCAUUCCGAAGCAAGAGCGAUUGGACUUUCUGUAUGAAUCGGGAUUGGCCGUUGGGAAAGGGAGUUCCAGUUUCAAAGCGCUUGAAUCUUUACCAAAAACCGAACCUGAUGCCACUGCAUCAACAUCAUCUGCUUCUGCCAAGCAAUCGGCAGUGCCAGGAGCUCUUUUUGAGGAGAAAUCUCAGUCGGCUAAUGAUGCGUGGAGGAAACUUCAUUCAGACCCUUUGCUUUUGAUCCGGCAGAGAGAACAAGAAGCUCUUGCUCGUGUCAAGAAUAAUCCUGUCCAGAUGGCCAUGAUUCGCAAAUCCGUACAAGCAGAAAAGGAAAAGGACAUUAAGAAACACAAGAAAAAGCACCAUCACAGGAAGAAAUCCAAACACCGUUCCCACUCCUCUGAAAACGAAUCUGACCACGAAAAACAGAGAAGAAACCAUCACAAUAGUUCCAAACCCGACAAACCCUCCAGCAGGCGGGCCCACUCUUCCUUCGACGAAGAAACGAGCCGAGAGGAUGCUCGAAGGAGGAAAUAUCGCGAGAAAAAUGACGAUCGUCAUAAAAGUAAGACGAGCGAUCAUUACACUUCUCAACAUCAAGAAACGCGGGGAUAUCUUGGUUCCUCUUCUGAUAGGCCGCCAAGGCCUGGGCCCUACGACAGCAGCAAGCCUCGGAAGCCCGUUAAGCUUUCCGAGGAGGAGAGGGCGGCUCGGCUUAGGGAGAUGCAGACAGAUGCUGAGAUACACGAGCAGCAGAGAUGGAAAAGGCUGAAGAAAGCGGCUGAUAGUGAGGCCCGCGAAGCCGUGAAGGAUCAGGCUUCUGUAGGGAGGAAUUUCUUGGAUUCUGUUCAGAAAAGUGUGUAUGGUGCUGAGAAAGGAGGGAGCAAGUCUAUUGAGGAGAGCGUAAGGCGCCGGAUGCAUUACUCUCAGGGUAGAUCGGCGGCCGAAAGCAAUGCCUUUCGACGGUCUUGA
Molecule: messenger RNA, 1146 nt
Organism: Striga hermonthica
Lineage: Eukaryota; Viridiplantae; Streptophyta; Magnoliopsida; Lamiales; Orobanchaceae
Source: the annotation of a GenBank genome assembly